CUUCCCGGCUCUGCCCGAGGGUUGUAGGGCAGGAGGAGUCCCCCCCAUCCCCCCCGCCCUAAACCUGACCCUCCCGGAGCAGCGGCGGAUGGACGAGAGCGGCAUGAACUCCUUCUUGGAGUUGGCGCUUUGUAACCGCGGCCCCGCCGCUUUCCCCCGCUCCGAGCCGGCCUCGCCUCCCUUCCCGCAGUGCUCAGGUGGCCCCGAGAGCCGCUUCGGGGCUGCUGCCUCCCACCUCCCCCAGCACGGCUUCCACCCUUCAUCCUCCUCAUCCUCAUCCUCAUCCUCCUCCCGCUUCUCCGGCCCGGGUUACCCAGCUCAUCCCGGCUACCAGCAGCUCUACCUGGGCCAGCAGGACGCGGACGGGCCGUUCUUCCAAGGGCCAGCCGGGUUCGCUCCGGGCUCGCUGGCCGAGGGCUACUGCGGGCCCCCGGGGCAGCUCCCGCAGCCGCCAGCGCUGGGCCAGGAGCAGCCCCCGUACCUGCCCGGCCUCUUCGGCCUCUCGCCUUCCCUCCUCGAGGAAGCGGAGCCGCCGGGACCCCCCGAGCCGUGCCCGGGGCCGGGGGCAGCGCAGACCUUCGAGUGGAUGAGGGUGAAGAGGAACCCCCCCAGAACAGGCAAAACGUCGGAGCUGGGGCUCCUGGGGCAGCCCAACUCCAUCCGCACCAACUUCAGCACCAAGCAGCUGACGGAGCUGGAGAAGGAGUUCCACUUCAACAAGUACCUGACGCGGGCCCGCAGGGUGGAGAUCGCCGCCACCCUGGAGCUCAACGAGACCCAGGUCAAGAUCUGGUUCCAGAACAGGAGGAUGAAGCAGAAGAAGAGGGAAAAGGAAGGGCUGGCCCCCGCCGCCGCCUCCAGGGCGGCCAAGGAAGCGGCCGAAGCCUCGGAUCAAUCCAACUGCACCUCACCUGAGGCUUCCCCCAGCUCCGGCUCCUCCUGAAACCCCCCGGAACCCCCCGGGGGUGGCCCCGAGGAACGGGAUCCUCCCCCCGGGGCACCCCCGGCUCUCCCCCCGCGUCUCUCUUUAUUUAUAACCCCUCUGCGCUCCGGAGGAGAGGCUCCGCAGCCAUUCCCGUGUCUCAGGGACGUUUCUGCCUUUCCCCCUCCCCUUUAGGAACUGCACUUUCAACUCCAGAAACAAAACAAAAAAAAACAAACAAAAAAAACUUUAAAACGAAUUUAGUUCGCUCCCCUUCGGAAAAAAAAAAAGAGUAACGAUUGUUAUUUUUUUUUUUCCUCCCGCCCCUGCUCGAUGCGUUUUUUUCAUCCUGGUGAGAUUGUUUAAAAAAAAAAAAAACAGGAAAAAAUAUAAAUUUCGGGCAUUUUUUUUUCCUUUCCCCUCCCUUUUAUUUCCUGUUUUUCUCUUCUUGCAAAGAGGCGCCCAAGACGCUCGAAGCCUCUGCAAAGACCCAAACCCCGAGGAAAAAAAAAGACGAAAAGCGAAAAAAACCCCAAUUUCCUGCUCCGGUUUUGCACUAUUUCUGCUUUACAGGGUUUUAUUUUAAUUUUUUGUUGUUUUUCCACGCGAUUUUUGCUGCUGCCGGCGGAGGAGGGGAGGGGAUUUGUUAUCGGAGCUGACCUCGGGGGGCUCUGCAGGCGGGAGGUGCGAGGAUGGAUGGGGAUGAGGUUUUUUGGGAUGAGUUUUUUCCAGCCUCAGAGCUCGGAGCGUUCCUCGCACCCUCUGGGGUUUAUCGGAGCCAGAUAAAGCCGCGAUUUAAGCGCGGCUCAACUCCCUCCCCUCCCUCGCCAGGAGCUCCAGGACUGAAACUGCUGCUAAAAAUGGAAUUAUCCCCAAAAUUCCGGCCGGAAUCUCCUGUUCCCCCUCCUCGACACGGAACUACCUCAGCCCAAUAAAGUUGUUUUUUGUUUCUUUUUUU
Messenger RNA from Parus major (Great Tit), 1880 nucleotides. RefSeq names its product homeobox B1 (gene HOXB1). Gene Ontology annotation, molecular function: RNA polymerase II cis-regulatory region sequence-specific DNA binding; DNA-binding transcription factor activity, RNA polymerase II-specific. The record is from RefSeq and is a predicted model, not a curated record. Gene Ontology annotation, cellular component: nucleus. Bases 89 to 943 code for a protein of 284 amino acids. The transcript is spliced from 2 exons. Gene Ontology annotation, biological process: regulation of transcription by RNA polymerase II. Lineage: Eukaryota; Metazoa; Chordata; Aves; Passeriformes; Paridae.